AUGGCUCAACAAAACAUUCCUACCUUUAAGCUUGUUCUCGUAGGAGAUGGUGGUACUGGUAAAACCACUUUCGUCAAACGCCAUUUGACUGGUGAAUUUGAAAAGAAGUACAUUGCUACUUUGGGUGUCGAGGUUCACCCCUUACACUUCCACACCAACUUUGGUGAACUUUGCUUCAACGUCUGGGACACUGCUGGCCAAGAGAAGCUCGGUGGUCUUCGUGACGGUUAUUAUAUUCAGGGUCAAUGUGGUAUUAUUAUGUUUGAUGUUACUUCUCGUAUCACUUACAAGAACGUUCCUCACUGGUGGCGUGAUCUUGUCCGUGUUUGUGAAAACAUUCCCAUUGUCCUCUGCGGUAACAAGGUUGAUGUUAAGGAGCGUAAGGUAAAGGCUAAGGCCAUCACCUUCCACCGCAAGAAGAACCUCCAAUACUAUGACAUCUCCGCCAAGUCUAACUACAACUUCGAGAAGCCUUUCUUAUGGCUUGCCCGUAAGUUGGUUGGUAACCCCAACUUGGAAUUUGUUGCUUCUCCUGCUCUUGCUCCUCCUGAGGUUCAAGUUGACCAGCAAUUGUUGGCUCAAUACCAACAAGAAAUGAACGAGGCUGCUGCUAUGCCUCUUCCUGACGAAGAUGAUGCUGAUUUGUAG
Messenger RNA from Schizosaccharomyces osmophilus, 648 nucleotides. It is a transcript of the gene spi1, whose product is annotated as Ran GTPase Spi1. Gene Ontology annotation, molecular function: GTPase activity; GTP binding. Lineage: Eukaryota; Fungi; Ascomycota; Schizosaccharomycetes; Schizosaccharomycetales; Schizosaccharomycetaceae. The record is from RefSeq and is a predicted model, not a curated record. Gene Ontology annotation, biological process: protein import into nucleus; ribosomal subunit export from nucleus. The transcript has 3 exons. Gene Ontology annotation, cellular component: cytoplasm; nucleus. The coding region runs from base 1 to 648 and encodes 215 amino acids.